AUGGGGAUUGGCAUGAUACAAUGUGCACCCAUUGAGGUGACAACAUCAACGGAGGACUUUCCAGAAAUUACCACCAUACUACCAAACCUUAGUGAGGAAACUACCCUAGGGACCCUCAACAAAACCCAAGCUGAAGCUAUUCCGAAUUCCGAAGAAGCGGAACUAAGUUCCCCCAUAGACUUAAGGGCCGGUGGUGGCAUAGAAAAUUAUGCCAAAACUUCAUAUUUUAUCCCUGUCGAAGUGAGAUUUGAUGAAAUUGCAAAUACCCAAAGUUCUGCGGAUAAAUCCCGAAUUUCUGGGGAAGGAUCGCACUCCCAGGAAAAUACCACAAAUGAAAUUCCAUCACCAGAAAAUACCUCAGAGGACAUAACAGAGCCCCAGGAUGCCGAAAAAAUUAAUUCCCAAAAUCAAAAUGAAAAUUCCCCAAAAAUCCCCACAUUCAUUUCGAAUGAAAAUCAUGAACGGAAUGUAAAAUCCAUCACAAUUGAAGGUGAAAAUGAUGAAAAACUAAUUUUAAAUGAUUCCCAAAAUGAAAAUCAAAAUUCCCAAUUUGUCCCCGGAAAUCCCCAAAUUUUAUCGGGGCAAAAUGUUGAUGAUAUUCAAACAAUUAGUGAGGUUCCAGUUAUUUUUAAUAUCCCCGAAAGUGUUACCGAGCCAUUCAAGGGCGAAAAUCGUGAUUCCCAACAAGGAAAUGAAAAUCCCCACAAUUCCAAUGAAAAUCCCCAAAUUCCCGAGGACCACAAAGAAGUCGAUAUAAACACAACAACAAGUGAAAUUCCAUCAAUUGCCACCGAAAGUAUUACAGCAGAUUCACUACAAAUUGAAAAUAAAAUAAAUUUCUCCAUUGUAAGUGAAAGUGAAAAUGUGGCUAAAGAAGAUGUUAGCGCUUCCCAGGAAGAAAAUGAAAAAUCCCCUAAAAAUGCGCAAAAUAAGGGAAGUGAAGAAAAUCUAAAUUUAAGUGAAGAAAUUUCAAAAUCCACUACAGAAUCAAUUAACAGCGAUACUACCACUAAUUUCAUCAAUGAAAAUCAAUCCCAAAUUGUAACUGAAAAAAUCCUCGAAAAUCCCCAAAAUAUGAAAAAAAAUCCCGAAAUUAACGAAACCACCAUGGCAACUCUAAAUGUUUCCCCAGAAACUGAAAACCCCCCAGAAGAAUUACUAAAGGCAGUUGAAAGUAACAAUCCCCAGGAAUAUCAAAUCAUUCCCCAGGAAACUUCAAACAAUCCCGUAACUGUUGAAAAUGUACCAGAGUUGCCACAUGAAUCCAUAGAGAAAACAACUGAAAACCAAUCAACAGUAACAGAAACUUCAGAAAAGGUUACUGAGGGCAUUACAGAAUCCAGUAAUUCCGAAUCUGAAACAUCUUCCGAAAAUCCCCAAAAAUCCCCUAAAACGAUUUUGACAACCAGUGAAGCCACUGUUAAGGAAAUUUCCAUGGAAACGGCAAGAAAUACUGGUGUAAAUAUUUUAUCCACAAAUGCUGAAAUUCCCGAUCAAAUGGCCGUGGAAUCGCAAAAUGGAGAAACUUCCCCAGUAACCCAUACAAUUUCAGAAAAUCAUGUGGCAACCUCAACAAUUGCGACAAGUAAUUCCUACAUCGAGGAAAACGCAACAGUAACUCAAGAUUUGGAAACAACUACGGAAAAUAAUCAGAAUACCUCAGAUUCCCAAAUUCCAACAGAAAAUUCCCAAAAAUUCCCAAUUUUGAAUGAAAAUAUCCCCACCGAAGAAAAUAGCACCAAAUUGGAAAAUUCUUCCCAAAAAUUAAUGGAAACAUCAUCGGAAAUAAAUUUCGCCGAACCAACCACGGAAAAUAUGGAAUCCCUUAUUAUGUCCGAAAAUCCCCAAUUUUCCCCGGUAACUGAAAAUAUCCCCACAGAAGAAAAUACCACCAAAUCUGAAAGUUCUUCAGAAAAAUCAAUGGAAACUUCAUCAGAAUUAAAUACCGCCGAACAAACCACCGAAAAUAUGGCAUUCCCAGUGAUUUUCGAAAAUUCCCAAAUUUCCCCAGUAACAGAAAAUGUCAGUGAAGGAUUGAUUUCAAACAAAUCGCCCAGUGAAAUUGUCACUGAAACUCAACAAAAUGACAAUUCCCAAUUGCUUGUAGAAAAUCCCCAAAUUGUUCCAGUGUUGCCAUAUAAUCAGUCCGAUAAAAUAUAUGUGCAAGUUAUUCAAGAUCCUAUAAUUACAGAAACUCAACAACCCUCGGAAGUUAACUCUGAAAUUCCAUCAACUUCCCCAGAAGUGCCCACAAUUCCCGUUGAUAUGGUAAUUUUAACUGAAACCAGCCCUAAAAUCGAAGCUGUUGAACAAACUACCAAAAAUAUUAACUUCAAUGCCCAAUUGCCUACGGAGGAUUCUCAAAAUGCAGGAGUCUAUAUGCUAAUGGAAAUGUUUGUCCCAGAGACAGUACAAGAAACUCCCAAAGAUCCUCAAGAAACUCCAGAAACAACAACCCAAUUUUCAGAACUUUAUCACAGCAGAGAAGGCAAAAGUUUAGAAAUCACUUCCAGCGAAAAUAAAGAAAGCGUGGAAUCGACCCCAGCAGCUCUGGAAGAAAAUGUUGGUGAAGAAUCCAUGACAGCAACUCAGGUAGCAGAUAGAGAAGAUUCUGAGACAACCUAUGAAAAUCCUGGUUUUAUAAAAUUAAAUGAUCAUUCGGAUAUAAUGGACGAUAGAAGCUUCCCCACAACAACUUUGGAAACAGGUGCUACAGAAAUUCCACAAGCAUCCGGGGAAAAUCAAACAAAUGGGGAAACAAAUGUAACCAAUGCACCUUCAAUUUUGAGUGAAGAUCAAUCCGAAUCUACAGCAAAAUUAGAAGAAGUUGCAUUGAUGAGUGAGGAACAAACUACCUCAACAAAAGCAGCAGCUACAACAACUACCACAGAAUCGACUAUGAAAUUCGAAGAAACCACUUUGUCAAAUCUGGAAGUCAAAGACCAAGAAAUGUCCACUUCAAUGCCAGAAUCAGCAACAACCACAUCAAUGCCAUAUGUAAUGACAAAUGGCAACACUGAACGCAGCAGUACGGAGAAAAUGAACGAUGAGCCCUCGGCCACAACAAUAAAUCAAUUCGCUUCCCUUUUGGCCGAAACUGAAAUGAAUGUCCACAAAGCAUUUGAAACACUACGCGAAUAUAUUUCUCAUGGUCCAAUCACUAAAGAUGAUUCUACAAUGAAGGCGAUGGAGGAAUCGACAAAUGGUGAACUUGAAAAUUCAACAAAUAUGCCAGUCUCAGGUGCGAAAAACGAGGAUGAUAUGGACAUUCCCAAUACAACAACGAAUUCUCCUGUGACCGAAGAUAUUCAAAUGGCCACCGAGGAAAGUUCAGGUGCUAUGGACAUAAAAGAGCAAUCGACGGAGUCUACGGCAGUUACAGACAGUAUGGCCACAACAACAGAACAAGGUGUGGCAGAAACAACAAUUGUUCCAACCCUUGCACGAGUCCAAUUAGAAAAGGAUUUGACUAGCAUCAACUUGACAUAUCUCGAUGACUCCAGCGAGGAAGAAAUGGAAAAUGACCGAAGCAAAGAACAUCAGGUAUCACAAGGCAACUCCCAAGAAAAAUCACAAGAAAACCAAACACCCACUACCACCGAAACGAAUGACUUUGAAACGGCAACGGGAAUAACCGAAAUGGUUAAAUUCAUCAAACAUGAAACCGAGUCGACGACAACAGCAUCGGAGGAAGUCAAAACUAUGUUGCCACAAACACAAGCCACAUUUAUGCAGGAACAAGAGCAACAAAUUGAAACCACAACAGUUAAAGAAAUGAAUUCAUCAAGUACCGCCAAUGUUGGAGAAAAAGAAGAGGAAGAACAAUCAACUGAAACAGCGACAGAAAUGUCUUCAAAUUCCACAGAGAAAAAUGACGAUUCCACUGAAACAUCUCAUAGUGUUUUGACAACUACGGCAACACCUUCAUCUGAAGCGAGUAGCACAGUCUCCAGUGUUAUUACAACAACAUAUAAAUCUGAAACAAGAACAGAUUUACCAGAAACAACAACCACAAUGGUACCUGAAACAACAACAUAUCUUCCAGAGACAACAACGACGUUGACAGAUAUCAGCGAAGAAACAACAACAUUUAGCCCUGAAGAAUUAACAACAACAGUGACCGAGGAACCGGAAAUUGAAACCACAACCCUGUUGACAACAGUGGCACCCGAACCUCGUUCACUGCCCCCACCAAAAUUAGAAUAUUUACAAAGUGAAGAUGGUGUAGAGGUCUUCUAUGGCUAUUCAAUAGUUAAGCAUAAUUAA
Musca vetustissima is the source of this 4266-nucleotide messenger RNA. Its product is annotated as mucin-2-like. Lineage: Eukaryota; Metazoa; Arthropoda; Insecta; Diptera; Muscidae. The transcript is spliced from 5 exons. The coding region runs from base 1 to 4266 and encodes 1421 amino acids. The record is from RefSeq and is a predicted model, not a curated record.